Molecule: messenger RNA, 1185 nt
Organism: Columba livia (rock pigeon)
Lineage: Eukaryota; Metazoa; Chordata; Aves; Columbiformes; Columbidae
Gene: HOPX
Product: HOP homeobox
Exons: 3
Coding region: 330-551 (73 amino acids)
Biological process (GO): regulation of transcription by RNA polymerase II; cell differentiation
Cellular component (GO): nucleus
Molecular function (GO): DNA binding
Source: RefSeq, a predicted model, not a curated record
CCAUAGGACAGCAUCCCCCAGCCCAGAGCGUGGUGGGAUGAGCCCUGACGGCUCCCAGUGCCACCCGUCCAGAGAACCCCACAGCCCGUACAACCAUGAGUUGAGCUCUGCCAAGAAGAGUGGAUGCCAAACCUGAAUUACCAGCCCAGAGAGUGGCUGUGGAUCCCAGGAGCUCCUGUGAUUUGCGGCAGGUUUUUCAGGUCCCCGCCUGUCACACACACACGCAGAUACUUAAGCAGUCACCCAAGGACCUGCAGGGUUCUUGUUUUACACACCUCUGGUCCCUGCCAGCUCCAGCACCUGGCCCCAUAGCCCUGCCCCACGAGGAGAUGACCACUGAGAAGCCAGUGACUCCCACUGAGGAGCAGCUGGAGAUCCUGGAGUACAACUUCUGCAAGGUGAACAAGCAUCCUGACCCCACCACGCUGUGCCUCAUCGCAGCUGAGACCGGGCUCUCAGAGGAGCAGACCCUGAAAUGGUUCAAGCAGCGCCUGGCAGAGUGGAGGAAGUCUGAAGGGCUGCCCUCAGAAAGCGGGUCUGUCAGGGACUAGUGGAUGCUGCUCUGAUCCCCAUGCCUGCUGGAAACGAUGGUGAAACUCUUCAGAGUGGGUUUCUUUGGGGUUCUUCUGUUGCAAUAGGUUUUGAGAUACAAAGUAAUACCCUGCUAUUUAACAUAAGUUUUAUUUAAAGUGUACAUAAGCAGGAAAAAAUAUUAUUAUAUAUGUGUGUGUAUACAGAUUCUGAGGGCUGCAUAACCUGCCUAGUGAUUCCCAUCCAUAUACAGGGGUUGCACAGCGCAGGGCAAUCUCAUGCCCUUGUCCCAGGCUUGCAUAAAAGCUGCCAUGAAAGGUUCAAAUGUAGACUGGAGAAAAAAUAUUUCUUUUCCUACUGAUCCCCAGAGGCAAAGUAUGUGUGCUAGCUUUAAUAUACAAGUCAGCCAGAGAGAAGGUACCUGGAAAACCAGAUGGGUUGUUCAGGUGAUCCUGGUUAGCUCAAGAUGCUUGAGUCAGCUCUGGACGUUGGCAAAACAACUGCCUACACCAUAAGCAGACCAAGCCAAGUCCCCCUUGAAUGCAUUUCUCACAUUUCUGUUAAAGGCCACCUAAGGGAAAGAACUGGUCUUUACUGGUCUUUAUUUUUUUUUUCUCCCAAUGUGUUAAUAAAAAACAAAGUUUUUGAUGGGAA